AUGGACGACGACAUGUUCGACGUCUUCGAGGGCGGCCCAUCCACGGACACCGCGCCCCGGAAGAACAAGAAGCGCCAGGCGAAUGGCACCGUCAAGUCGCCUGAACCCGUCGCUGACACUGCUAUGGCGGAUGCGUCUGCAGAGCCAGCUGGGACCGCGAACGACAACAGUAGCGCGCAGGCUCUGAAGAAGAAGCAGAAGCGCGACGAGCCCGAGCCUAUAGUUACCGACGAUUUCGAGACAGAACAGACGCGCGAAAUGGCUGCCGCAGCGGGUCUUCAAGCGCAGUCGCAAGAGGGUCAGGCAGUGGUGCUUUCGCAUCAGGUCCGCCAUCAAGUCGCGCUCCCUCCGGACUACGACUACGUCCCCAUCUCUGAGCACAAGGCCCCCGCAGAGCCCGCGCGCGAGUGGCCUUUUACCCUAGAUCCCUUCCAGCAGGUCUCCAUCGCCUCGAUACAGCGAAACGAAAGCGUUCUGGUGUCAGCGCAUACCUCUGCCGGAAAGACAGUUGUGGCAGAAUACGCCAUCGCGCAAUGUCUCAAGAACAACCAGCGAGUCAUCUACACCAGUCCUAUCAAGGCGCUUAGCAACCAGAAGUACCGAGAGUUCAUGGCAGAGUUUGGCGACGUCGGUCUGAUGACUGGUGAUGUCACCAUCAACCCCACUGCAACCUGUUUGGUCAUGACGACGGAGAUUCUGCGCUCUAUGUUGUACAGGGGUUCCGAGAUUAUGCGCGAAGUAGCUUGGGUCGUAUUCGACGAAGUUCACUACCUGCGCGACAAGUCAAGAGGUGUCGUCUGGGAAGAGACUAUCAUUCUUCUGCCAGACAAGGUCCGCUACGUCUUCCUCUCCGCCACCAUUCCCAACGCCAUGCAGUUCGCCGAGUGGAUCACCAAAACUCAUAGCCAGCCGUGUCACGUUGUUUACACCGAUUUCCGUCCGACGCCGCUACAACACUAUUUCUUCCCCGCUGGUGCCGACGGUAUACAUUUGGUGGUUGAUGAAAAGGGUGUGUUCCGCGAAGAGAACUUCCAGAAAGCCAUGUCUUCCAUCGCGGACAAGGGCGGAAGCGAGGCCAAGGACUUCAUGGCGAAGCGUAAAGGCAAGGGCAAGGACAAGAAGACCAACACGGGCGGCAACAAGGACCAGACGGAUAUCUACAAGAUUGUCAAGAUGAUCAUGGUCAAGAGCUACAACCCGGUCAUCGUCUUCAGUUUUAGCAAGAGGGAAUGCGAGAACUACGCGCUUUCUAUGAGCUCGCUCGCGUUCAACGACGAUUCCGAAAAGGCCAUGGUGACCAAGGUCUUCAACAGCGCCAUCGAGAUGUUGUCAGAGGAGGACCGACAACUACCCCAGAUUCAGCACAUUCUCCCCCUUCUCCGGAGAGGCAUUGGUGUUCAUCACUCCGGUCUUCUGCCUAUCUUGAAGGAGACCAUCGAAAUCUUGUUCCAGGAAGGACUGAUCAAGGUUCUCUUCGCGACCGAAACCUUCUCUAUCGGAUUGAACAUGCCGGCCAAGACAGUCGUUUUUACCAGUGUGCGCAAGUUUGACGGAGUAUCGCAGCGAUGGGUCACGCCUUCUGAGUUCAUCCAAAUGUCUGGCCGAGCUGGGCGUCGUGGUCUCGAUGACCGUGGUAUUGUCAUCAUGAUGAUUGGCGAGCAGAUGGAGCCUGCUGUGGCUAAGGAGAUUGUCCGCGGUCAACAGGAUAACCUCAACUCAGCUUUCCAUUUGGGAUACAACAUGAUUCUCAACCUCAUGCGAGUGGAAGGCAUUUCCCCCGAGUUCAUGCUGGAGAGGUGUUUCUUCCAGUUCCAGAGCACGGCAGGUGUCUCCAACCUGGAGAAGCAACUUGAGAAGCUUGAAGAAGAAAAGGCAAACACCAACAUUGUUGACGAGCCGGCUAUCAAGGACUACUACAAUCUGCGACAGCAACUGGACAACCACACUAAGGACAUGCGUGACGUGAUCAUGCAGCCGAACUACUGCUUGCAGUUCUUGCAGGGUGGCCGAAUGGUCAAGAUCAAGUUCAAGGACUAUGAUUUCGGCUGGGGUGCUGUUGUAGCGUACACGGCUCGCAAGGCUAAUAAGGGCGAAGUUCUGCCACCUGAAGAAUCCUACAUUGUCGACGUUCUACUACCGGUCAGCAGCGACACUAAGUUUGUACCAGCGGUGAACGACGGCCUACCGCCUGGUGUGCGCCCACCUGCGGCGGGAGACAAGGGCAAGAUGGAGGUUGUCCCUGUGGUUCUGAACUGCAUCGAAUCUAUUGGUCAUCUCCGUGUCUUCCUCCCCAACGAGCUUAAGUCGACAGAGCAACGGAACAAUGUUCGCAAAGCACUGAGCGAGGUCAAGAAGCGCUUCCCUGACGGAAUUGCUAUCUUGGACCCAAUCGAGAACAUGGGCAUUAAAGACGACAGCUUCAAGAGGCUGCUAAGGAAAAUCGAAGUACUGGAGUCCCGUCUUCUCUCGAACCCUCUCCACAACUCGCCUAGGCUACCCGAAUUGUACAGCCAAUAUGCGCAGAAGAUUGCGAUUGGUGAGAAGAUCAAGAACAUCAGGAAAGAGAUUGCGAACGCUUUAUCGGUCAUUCAGUUAGACGAGUUGAAGAGCAGGAAACGUGUGUUGCGACGCCUCGGCUUCAUCGACGAAGCCGAUGUCGUGCAGCUAAAGGCCCGUGUCGCUUGCGAAAUCAGCACUGGUGACGAGCUCGUGCUUAGCGAGCUGCUCUUCAACCGUUUCUUUAAUGAGUUGACGCCAGAGCAGUGCGUCGCUUGUCUUAGCUGUUUCAUCUUCGAGGAGAAGACGCAAGAAGUGCCAGCGCUCAAAGAAGAGCUUGCCAAGCCAUACCGCGAAAUCCAACAGCAAGCUAGGGUUAUCGCGAAGAUGUCACAAGAGAGCAAGCUGACAGUCAACGAGGAGGAGUACCUCAAGUCGUUCAAAUACGAGCUGAUGGAGGUCGUCUUCGCCUGGUCGAAGGGUGCGACGUUUGCACAAAUUUGCAAAAUGACCGAUGUGUACGAGGGAAGUCUGAUUCGUCUGUUCAGACGAUUAGAAGAGUUGCUCCGACAAAUGGCCCAGGCCUCCAAGGUCAUGGGAAGCGAAGAGCUUGAGCAAAAGUUCACUGCAGCACUUGAGCUCGUCCGCAGGGAUUUGGUCGCCGCCCAGUCCCUGUACCUGUAA
Molecule: messenger RNA, 3180 nt
Organism: Alternaria ethzedia
Lineage: Eukaryota; Fungi; Ascomycota; Dothideomycetes; Pleosporales; Pleosporaceae
Gene: MTR4
Product: ATP-dependent RNA helicase mtr4
Exons: 4
Coding region: 1-3180 (1059 amino acids)
Biological process (GO): RNA catabolic process; maturation of 5.8S rRNA
Cellular component (GO): nucleus
Molecular function (GO): RNA helicase activity; ATP binding; RNA binding
Source: RefSeq, a predicted model, not a curated record